ACGCGUGUGAGCAGCCAAUGAGUGAGCAGUGAUUUGAGUCUUGAAAGUGAAAAGUGAGGAUCGAACCACACCAUUGACGAUCAGUGAUCAGUGAUCAGCGAGCUUAGCUAGUGAUUCUCCAGCACUCCCCUCCCCUCCCCGAUAUGGAUAAACUCAAGUACAGCAAGUGCCCGCUCAAGAAGCGGCCUAUUCCGAUCGAGGACGCCUUUCCCGUGGAUCAGCUGAGCCAUGAUGAAGGACCCGUAGACCUCAGUGUGGCAUCGGCUGCCGUGCCGCUGGAGCCGGAAAAUCAGGCGGUCCCCCCCGAGCUGCGACGCCGUUUCGACGCGGCCAUGACGCAGACCAAGGAGCAGCUGGCCCGUCGCAUCUGGGAGGAGACCCGCGAGAUCGCACGCGCCUUUCCGGAUGUCUUCACCCGCGAGGAAAUAGCCCGGAGCCUGGCCCGACUGGGAUACGGCGACUUUGAGCUGCCACCGGAGGAGGAGGUUAUGGAUCCCGAGCCAGAGCUUCCGGUCAGCUAUGCCAGGGUCUCCGUCUCCCCUCCUCCCACGGCACAGACGAUCAUCAAGGUGGAGCAGCCCGAAGAGGAUUUCCCGCUGCGAAACUACAAUAAUAAUCUGCUCAAGAGCAUUGCCGACUAUGAGGACUGCAUGAAGAUGCCAAUGGGAUCGGCACAGCUCCAGCCCCUCCCACAUCCACAGACCUACUACCAGCCGCCAGCAACCCCUGGGCUGCCAGAGGAUCUCAGUUUGCGACCCGAGGUCGCACAGCGCCGGGUGCUGAGCGAGAACAUGAAUCUGCAAAACGUGGCCCGGGCCCUGCUCAGCAUGCAGCACAUGGCACCACAGCACAUGCCACCCCAGCAGCCACAGUACGACCCACCCUAUCAGAAGGCCGCGAAGCAGGAACUGACGCCACUGGCCGAGGACAUGGAGAACGGCGAGAACAGCGAGAACCAGCUCAACCAGCUGAAGAUCAAGAGCAGCAACGAUCUGUACUACCAGUGCCAGCAGUGCAACAAAUGCUAUGCCACGUACGCCGGACUGGUGAAGCACCAGCAGAGCCACGCCUAUGAGAGCACCGAGUACAAGAUCAUCCGGAGCAACCCCAGCGGCGGCCCCAUUGUGGACCAGACCGAGUUCUGCACUGACCAGGCGUCGGCACUGAUCCAGGCAGCCAACGCGGCGUCUGCCCAGUCCAUGCAGAAGCCGGUGGGAGUGCCCCGGUACCACUGCCAGGAUUGCGGCAAGUCGUACUCCACGUACUCGGGCCUGAGCAAGCACCAGCAGUUCCACUGCCCCUCGGCGGAGGGCAACCAGGUGAAGAAGGUGUUCAGCUGCAAGAACUGCGACAAGACGUACGUCUCGCUGGGUGCCCUCAAGAUGCACAUCCGCACCCACACGCUGCCCUGCAAGUGCCCCAUCUGCGGCAAGGCCUUCUCGCGCCCCUGGCUGCUGCAGGGCCACAUCCGCACCCACACCGGGGAGAAGCCCUUCAGCUGCCAGCACUGCAACCGCGCCUUCGCCGACCGCUCCAACCUGCGCGCCCACAUGCAGACGCACUCGGACGUCAAGAAGUACUCGUGCCCCACCUGCACCAAGUCCUUCUCUCGGAUGUCCCUGCUCGCCAAGCACCUGCAGAGCGGCUGCCACAGCGAGGUGGGCGGCAGUGCCUCUGGGGCGGGCUUCAAGCAGGAGCAGCUCCAGCAGCACCUCCACGGCUACGAGGAGGGAUCGGAAGCCCAUCAGGUCUAUUACGCCAGCAGCAUGGGAAGUAGCGGCGGGGAGGAGGAUGAGGGCGGGGACUAUGCCAUGGCCGCCCAGGGGGCACAGGCCAUCUACUAGAGGGGAGGGGACAGGACAGGACAGUCUAGUAAUCUAAGUAGCCAGGUAAACCUAUAGCUAAGUCAGUCAGUAGCCAAAGUCACAUAGUCAGUCAGCUAGGAACACCAUUCAGGGAAAGAAGUCAGUGCCAAAAAUUAGUCAGUGCAAUUUUAUUGCCUCUUAGGGUCUCCAAAUUAGUGUUUAUCAAUCACAGAACUAUUCUAUUGAGAAUAUGUACAUCUAAAUUACUCCGAUGAGCACCUCGGGGUGCUUAGCUUAGGCUUAGGAUCAUUGUUGUUUGUUAGCAAUUCCUUGUAUAUUUGUUGUUGAAACUCGAUGGUGUACAGAUCGAAAUGGUGCCAGAGA
Drosophila obscura is the source of this 2189-nucleotide messenger RNA. RefSeq names its product zinc finger protein 333 (gene wor). NCBI's taxonomy places the organism in Eukaryota, Metazoa, Arthropoda, Insecta, Diptera, Drosophilidae. Gene Ontology annotation, molecular function: DNA-binding transcription factor activity, RNA polymerase II-specific; RNA polymerase II cis-regulatory region sequence-specific DNA binding. Gene Ontology annotation, biological process: regulation of DNA-templated transcription. The record is from RefSeq and is a predicted model, not a curated record.